GGCCGGGCGCGGUGCAUGCUGGUGAGGGUGUGUGAAUCCUCCGGGCCGCGCACAGCAGUGUGGAGCCAGCGGGCCGCUCUGUCAGGCGGAGGCGGAGGGUGACCCGAUAUAGGGCGACAAUGCCGAAUUUCUGCGCCGCCCCCAACUGCACUCGAAAGAGCACCCAGUCCGAUCUAGCCUUCUUCCGCUUUCCCCGGGACCCCGGCCGAUGCCAGAAGUGGGUUGAGAACUGCCGUCGGUCUGACUUAGAAGAUAAAACUCCCGAUCAGCUGAAUAAGCACUACCGACUAUGUGCUCAGCACUUCGAGGACUCCAUGAUCUGCCGGAGUAGCCCGUAUAGGACGGUGCUGCGGGAAAAUGCCAUCCCAACCAUAUUUGACCUGACGAGUCAUCUGGGGAACCCGGGCAGACAGAGGAAGAGGAUAAAAGAACUGAGUGAAGAAGAAAUCAGGACAUUAAAAGAGAGAAAACUGGAUGCCGUUGUACCUGAACAAGAGAACCAUCAAACAAACAACAAUGACACGGACAUACAACUUGUGGAAAUAGACCAGACUGAUAACAUGGCACUGACGACAGAGGAAAAGGAGUACAAAGACUACAUCAAAUCGUUGUUCGAGACUGUGUUGCUUAUGGGCAAGCAGAAUGUAUCAUUGGAGGGUCGAAAUUGUAAAACUCCCGAAGGGAUUUAUAGCCCAGACAACUUCCAAGCUCUUCUUGAGUACCGUAUAAAUUCUGGGGAUGAUGUACUCAGAAGACGAUUCGAAAUGCUUGCUGUGAACCAGGAAUAUUGUUCUCGGCUCCAACAAGAACAAAUCUUGGAAGUAUGCGAGAGCUGCAUAAGGGAAGAAGUUCUCCAUGAAGUAUGGAACUCCCAGUUCUUUUCCAUAUUGUGUGAAGAUGCUGUUGAUUUAGCAGGAGAGGAACACAUUCCCGUUUUCAUAAGGCAUAUUGACAACACGUACAACCUACGAGAAGAAUUUAUUGGGUUUCUCCCUUGCGUUGCAGAUGCUGAAGAAUUGGCCAUCAAUUUCCUUCUAACUCUUACAGAGAAGUGGGGCUUGAAUAUGGAAUUCUGUCGCGGGCUUUCUUGCAAUGCUUCCCGCAAAUUUUCAGCUAAAAUGAAAGUUGUGACAUCACGGUUGCUACAGAAGUACCCACAAACCACUUAUACUCUUAGUUCUUCUUGUGCCUUGAACUUGUGGCUUUCCAAAUCUACCCCCGUCUCUGGAGUUUCUGUAGUACUGGGCAUUCUUAAAGAUAUUUGUCUAUUUUUUAAAAGCUCUCCUCAACUGCAGGAAGAACUGGAAGGUACUAUAACGUCACUUUUUCGGGACAAUGUAGAGAAGGGUUCUGAACUCGUAGAAGUCUUAAAAUCAGACUGGGCAAGCAGACAUGAUGCGUUUGAGAUUAUAGUGACACUCCUUCAUUCGCUGAUUGUCUGCUUGGACAAAGUAGCUUGUGAUGACGGCUGUAGAUGGGAUGCCAAGAUCAGCAGCCAUGCAUUUAUCCUCUCAAGUGCCUUGACUGAUUUCGAUUUUGUGGCUACUGUCGUGAUUUUGAAAAAUGCCCUCUCUUUCACUCGAGCUUUCGGCAAGAACUUGCAAAGCUCUACCUCCGAUGUUUUCUCUGCCGCCAACAGCUUAACAGCAGUGUUGCACGCUUUGAACGAGGUGAUGGACAACAUCGAAGUUUACCAUGAGUUCUGGUUUGAGGAGGCCACCAAUCUGGCUGGUAAACUACAUAUCCCAGUAAAACUCCCGGGCCAAUUUCGGGAAUGCAACACUGCCAACUUGCACCAUGAUCUGACUUCUGAAAACUUUUACAAAGACGCCCUAAGCAUACCUACUAUCCAACACAUCAUUCAGGGGCUGAAGGACAUUUUUUCAGAACAACAUAUAAAGGCUCUUAAAUGUCUAUCGUUGGUUCCUUUUGUGAUGGGCCAGCUGAAAUUCGGCACCAGCGAAGAACACAACGCUGAUAAAUACAAAAGUGACCUUCCCAACCCAGACACCCUUUCCGCGGAGCUUCACUGUUGGCGAGUCAAAUGGAAACACCGGGGCAAAGACGUUGAACUUCCUACCACCAUCUUUGACUCCCUUCAGCUGCCUGAUAUCAAGUUUUUCCCAAAUGUUCAGGCCCUCCUCAAAGUCUUAAGCGUUCUUCCCAUCGUCACAAUGGAAAGUAAGUGUGAGAUGAGCAGGAAACGUUUGAGUUUCUACGUAGAGAAAACGCCGAAAGAACAACGUUCAAGCCACAUGGCGUUUCUAAACGUAAAUUAUGACACAAAACAUGACUUAGAUUUAAUGGUGGAUACUUAUAUGAAGGCAGUAGAGAGUAAAGACAAGCUCGAUUCCAUCCCACAGGACACGGAUAUUACAGAAGUUUGAUGUCAAAGG
Messenger RNA from Nanorana parkeri, 2396 nucleotides. It is a transcript of the gene THAP12, whose product is annotated as THAP domain containing 12. The record is from RefSeq and is a predicted model, not a curated record. Lineage: Eukaryota; Metazoa; Chordata; Amphibia; Anura; Dicroglossidae. The transcript has 5 exons. Bases 120 to 2387 code for a protein of 755 amino acids.